GAUUUCGUCAACUCUGAGUCAACUAACUUCCUUUUGCCAUUCACAUGAGGAAAGUAUUUAACCGAGGGAUAUCCUUAUAGGUGUCAAUAAACGAAGAUUAUGACAGUGUAAACGAUAAGAACUGAGAUUAAUCAUAGAACUGUGUGCACGUAUUACUGACAAUACUGUGGCCUGAGCGGUUCAAGGAUAGAGAACAUGGGUCCCAAUAAAACCAAUGACAAUAUACAUUUAUCAGCAGUUGAAGUUUAGGUUGUUUCUAACUUGUUUAAGAAUAAACUCAUGGCAUUAGAUAAAGGUUAGUAAAUAAAACGUUAAUAUAAUAAGCGUAAUAAUUUUAGUAGAAUAGAUGCUUGUAGUUUUGGAGUUUAUAUAGCAUGAAUGAUUUGUAAAUCAAUGUAUUCAAGAUUUGCAUAUAUGCAAAAAUAUUAUGAAAACGACCAUUCUGGAUUUGUUGUACCAUGAGGUUUCCAGCAAACCCUAGUUCUGGAGAUGCCCAUUUUAAUGUGCUGUUAAUACCGGAGCCCCCCAAUUUCAUCUCUCAAGUGGCACAUACCUACCCUAUUUUGUAGGGAGUGCCCCCCGGGGCUAGUUGUACUUCUAUGAAUAGGUUUGCUAACGUAUUGUUAGGCACUCAUGUAUAGCUAUGUGUAGGUGAUGUAGGAGUUACAGUACUUCAUGCCUGGCCUGCUAUUAGAUUGGGGUUAUGGCUGUUGUAUUAGGGGCAGAUACCGAAUUAGCUAUAUUCGCAUGCCCUAGAGAAGAUGACGAGUCCGGGGAAGAUGAUGAAUACCUCAUACCAUCAGAAGCGGCAAAACUUUUGUCAGUAGAUGACUCUGUACCAGAGGAAAAGCUUCCUUAUCCCAAGUGCGUGUUCUUCAUUUUGGGCAAUGAGUUUUGUGAGCGGUUCAGCUACUAUGGAAUGCGAGCUGUGCUGGUGCUGUUCCUCAAGAAUGUCCUCCUUUUCACCGAUAACUCGGCCACCGCAAUCUACCAUGCAUUCGCUAUGCUCUGCUACUUCACGCCGCUUUUCGGCGCGCCUCUUGCCGAUGGUUUCCUUGGGAAAUUUUGGACAAUAUUUUACUUGUCGAUAGUCUACAUAAUAGGAUUGAUUCUAUUGGCUGUUACUUCCAUUCCUCCAGUGAACAAUGGCAAUGCUGUGGGUCCGCUCCUUGGUCUGCUACUCAUCGGUAUCGGAACAGGAGGCAUCAAGCCAUGCGUGUCCUCAUUCGGUGGCGACCAGUUCUCCAAGGGGCAGGAGCAGGAGCUGAAGAGUUUCUUCUCCGUAUUCUACAUGUCCAUCAAUCUAGGCAGCUUGGCUUCCACCUACUUAACACCAUACUUCAGAAGUGAAGUCGAAUGUUUUGAUGAAGACUGCUAUCCACUUGCAUUCGGUGUUCCAGCUGGACUGCUCAUCAUUGCUCUCGUUAUGUUUGUUAUUGGUAAGCCUUUCUACAAAAUACAGCAACCAGUAGGCGAGAAUGUCGUUGUCAGCUUCGUUAAGUGUGUCUUCUACGCUCUUCGCCGCAGGAUUCAGAAUUGCUGUUCCAGCGUACAUGAGCAUUGGUUAGAUUAUGCUGAGGAAAAGUAUGAUAGCAAGUUGGUGGCUGAUGUUAAGUCUGUCUUACGUGUGCUGGUCAUGUUCUUGCCCCUGCCUGUGUUUUGGGCUCUGUUUGACCAGCAGGGAUCUCGCUGGGUAUUGCAAGCAGAAAAGAUGAAUGGUGAACUUGGAGGAACAUUUUCCAUCAAACCGGAUCAGAUGCAGCUCCUCAACCCUCUUCUGAUUGUCACACUGAUACCACUUUUUGAAGGAGUGUUGUGGCCGUGCUUCAGAUGCCUGCACAUUCCUGCUAGGCCACUACAGAGAAUGGCAGCUGGCAUGCUGUUCGCUUCGGGUGCAUUCGUUAUUGCUGCAUUUGUGCAAUUGGAAGUGGAAAAAGGAGUCCUGAUUGUUCCUGAUAACCAAGUGAGAUAUCAAAUCAUGAAUGCACUGCCGUGUGAUGUGAACGUAACAUUACCAGAUGGCCUCUCUGUUUUGAAUUCUGGAAAUGUGAUGGUAUAUGAAAGAAACCCAAACAACGCAUUCAACAUGACAAUAGACUGUGAUGAUACUAACGUGUGCAGCUCUUAUUGCAAGGAAACAAGCUACACUGUGGAGGGUAGCUCAGGUGGUGUAGGGUACUCCCUCAUUGCUGCUGAAUAUGACAUGGCUACGAAGGGACUUCAAGUUUUACAAUACAAAGACAACUUGGCGAAGACAAGCAAUGGAGAUAUGUCUUUCAGAGCUGUGAGCUUACUUUACACUAAACAGGAUAUUGUGUUCUGGAGUGCCAACACUUAUAAAAACAAGUGGUUCCGUGACAUGACUUACGGCAACAUCAGUGAACUGGCAGUGAACUAUGAUACAGGCCCGUACGACGUGAGUAUUCAUGCCCCUGAUGCUGAGAAUGACGAAGGAUUUCAAUUUGUCAAGAACAUAAACACAGACCCUGGCGCCACCUACACCUAUGUGCUGAGGAGUGAUAUUGGGAAUUCUGACCCUGCAGAGGUGAAGGUUUUGGAGUUUGUGGUUGUGCCAGCAAACAACAUGUCAAUAUUAUGGCAGAUACCCCAGUUCGUUGUGAUGACCACAGGCGAGGUCAUCUUCUCUGUCACUGGACUGGAAUUUGCAUAUUCACAGGCACCACCAUCCAUGAAAGCCCUAAUGCAGGCUGGCUGGCUACUUACAGUCGCAGUUGGCAACCUCAUUGUGAUGAUAGUUGCUGAAGUUGCUUUUAUGCCAGAUCAGUUUUCAGAGUUCUUGUUGUUUGCUGGCCUUAUGCUGGGAGUUGACAUCAUCUUCGCAAUCAUGGCAGUAUUCUACACCUAUGUAGAUUAUGAAUCGCAUGAUCCAGAUGCAGUCGAGGAGGAUGACCCCCCACCUUACAGCAAAGGUGACCCAAGUUACAAUAAUGAUGCUGAUGGCCAUCCAAUACCCUUGCGCUCACAGACAACUUGGACUGACUUUGGCCAGCGUGGAGAGGACAAUGACAAUAAAACCACCAUAGACCGUGAAAAUGGUGGUGUCAGCACAAAAAUGUAGAACUUGAGAUAACAUAUAUUGAAAUGGUGCUUCAUUGUACUGCAUAUGGAAUUUCAUUCAAAACUUCAUUCAUAACUAUAACAUUGUUUUGAUGGUCAAAUAUAUUUCAUUUGAAAUGAGAUACCACUCUUGAAUAGUAUCAGUAGUAGUAGCAAUAGCAUUGAAUAGUAGCAAGUCUAUAAUAAUGAUCAAUUAUAAUCUUGUCUGAUGUUAUUUGGAAAAAGUGUGUUACUGUCCUUUGCCAGCUGAGAAUAAUCUGUUAGUCUUCCAGUAUAAUUUGCUUAUUGCUAUUAUGCUUGUACAAAUCCAUGUGCGCACUUCAGUGUAAAAUUGUAGUUGUUCUAAUUUGUCAGGUUGAUUUGGUUACAAAUAACGUAAAUAAAUGACUGCGCUUAAAUUUUCCAAGAAACAGGAUUUGGCAUUUACAGAUGCUGCAAGUAUGUAAACUCUUGAACAGAGAAUACAUGUAAAAACUAUUGGUUGAUAUGUGCUAAAUAUAGCCGCAUAUUUUGUACUCUGCCCAUUAAAACAGCUUACGCAACACUGUCAAUCAUUAUUGAAUGGUGUUCUGGGCCAAACUGAGGGUCUGACAGCAGCUAAAUGCCAGGUCGUAACUGUCCCUGUAAUAGUAACUUGCUGUGCUAGCAUGAGGUUGCCCCAUGCAGUGAGCGAUUUUUGUUCAUAUUAACAGUAUUUGUAUAACUUGCAAAAAGUUAGGCGAUUUCAGAAUAUAAUAACUUUUAUGUUUAUCUUAAAAAUAUAAAAAUUAUAUUAGAAACACUUGUUUAAUCAUGAUCGAUCUUAGUCUUAUGGAGCUUGUGGCUGUAUAUAUACAUCCAAUAUAUGUAUAGUUAAACAGGCGUGCUAAUUUGAAUUGCUAAUAUGUGCUAAUAAACUCAUAAUUUAUUGUUUGAUUUAUACAAAA
Priapulus caudatus is the source of this 4004-nucleotide messenger RNA. RefSeq names its product solute carrier family 15 member 1-like. Lineage: Eukaryota; Metazoa; Priapulida; Priapulimorpha; Priapulimorphida; Priapulidae. The record is from RefSeq and is a predicted model, not a curated record. Bases 704 to 3079 code for a protein of 791 amino acids. Gene Ontology annotation, biological process: oligopeptide transport; transmembrane transport. Gene Ontology annotation, molecular function: dipeptide transmembrane transporter activity. The transcript has 24 exons. Gene Ontology annotation, cellular component: membrane.